Ceraceosorus guamensis is the source of this 1983-nucleotide messenger RNA. RefSeq lists its product as hypothetical. The record is from RefSeq and is a predicted model, not a curated record. The coding region runs from base 1 to 1983 and encodes 660 amino acids. Lineage: Eukaryota; Fungi; Basidiomycota; Exobasidiomycetes; Ceraceosorales; Ceraceosoraceae. The transcript is spliced from 3 exons.
AUGAGCGCCUACCGGUACCCUAUCGUCUUUAUGGCCACAGCCGUGGCGACGUCCAUCGUCUCCGUCGUGCUGAUCUUGGUCAUGUUAGUCCCCUACCAGGAGAGAAGCAUCAAUCUCAACGUUGCGAUACCGACAUCGACAUCUAGAUAUGGAUACGGCUACGGUGGCUACGGUGGCUACGGCACUUCGUCUGAUUAUAACACCAAUCCGUAUCUGUACUCGGAUUACUCGGCAAGCGAAAGCACGUACACCACUACACUCGGCAGCGCUUAUGGCAGCGCGUACGUGCAAACCUACACGAACACAAGAUACUACUACACGGCCACGUCCACGUAUGGGCUCGGCCCUAACAAUGCAGCAAGAAGCAUUGCAGCACUUGCCCCUCGGGCGACGAGUCCUGCAAUGGCUGAUGCGCUGAUGGGUCGUCAAGCUACGACAGCCGUCUCUAAUGGCGCGUCGUCCACUUCUGCUUCACCCUCUACCACUCCCACCACAAUCUCAGUCAGGCAAGGUGCGCCAGGUGCAAUCCUCCUGAUCGUCUUUUUGGUCAUCAUUGCUUUCAUCUUCAUCGAGGCGACAGCUCUGGCUGCGUAUAUCGGUCAAAAGAGCGCGCGGCUGAUCAAGCAAGAGCAAGAGGAUAACGAUGAGGGCGUCAGGCAGCCACUAGCUGCCGCAGCUGCUGGAAGUCGAGGUCAGACCCCAGCGGCUACCGAAGGUGAAGGGUCUGCUGCUGAACGUCACUCCUCGGCUGCUAGCCCAGCAGCACCAGAAUUGCAGAAUGCGCAAACCACCACGACUGCUGGCGACACUGCUGAGGCUGCUCGUCAGACGGCCACUCCGCGAUCGCGACGCUACGCUACGGUCAAGCAUGCCAAGUGCCAUUUUGCGUGCUUGCUGCUGCUCGCUAUCGCUUUGCUCGUUCCUCUCGUGUUCAUCAUCGUUACCAUCGUGUACUGGCGAUCCAACAACGACUUUCAAUAUCUCUUCACCUCUGGCGCCGGGUACAAUGCAGGUCUCUACUUCUCCAACGAGUACGACUCGACUUGCAACUCACCUUCGGGCUACGACUCUGGACGCUACAAUGGCAAUGGGGUUCUUGGAUCGACGUCGGACAUAUGCAGCGUCGCGCCUGCCGAUGCACUCCCGAAGAACUUUGCAUACUGGAAUGGACCCCUCGUGGCUAGUCUUGUUGUCGGCAUCAUCCUCUUUGGAUUGACCCUGGCGCUCGCGACCCUCGUGUGCAUGCUGAGAGAUCGCAAGUCUGACCGAGCAGCUCGACAAGCGCAGCAGGCCGCAAUGGCGUCUGCGCAAGCUGCCAGGCCUUUCCAAUGGCAAGGACAUUCGCCACUUUUCGCUUCGCAGAAUCCUCCGCCCGGACCGCCCCUCUUCAUGGCUCAGGUGGACCCUAGGACUGGGCAACCGAUGUGGGGCCCUCGAAGCUACUUUGUCCCGCCGACAUUUGCUCCUCAAGCAUAUGGACCUCAUCCGUCUCAAGCGCCAGCAAGCAUUCCGUUCAAUCAGAACGCUGCCCCGCAGCAGCAAGGCUAUGGUCAAUUACCUCCGACGCCGAGGCAUGAAGGAAUGCCUGGACAAGCUAUGGAGAUGAGAGAUCGAUCUGUGCUGCCGUCCUCGAUGCCCACGGCCAUGCAACCCUCGGGCGGUUAUGGAACGCAACAGCACCAAGAACAAGCUGGACCAAGUGGCUCUCGACGCAGCGAGCAUGAUCAACCAGCGGAAACGUCGCAGCAGUACGAGUCGAGGGUGACGCAGCUUGGCAAAGGCAAAGGAAGAGCUAGACAAGAAAAUCUUGACGAGGCCUCUGCCCCGAGCGGUGCUAGUGCUCAACCGGGCGAACGCGAGACUGGGAGCAGCUCGGAUGCGCACCUGAUGUACCAACAGUCUGCUCAGAGCGAUGCGAAUGGAGUCCGACAUGGCGCCGCACGUGCGCAGGAGUCCCCUCGCUUACCUGGCCUAGACCUGUAG